AAUUAGUCUUCUCUAUGCACUACAAUGGACAAGGAUAUCUUACAGAUUUUUACUAAACUUCCAUACAGUGCCUGGUGGUGCUGCAAUUAACUUCAUGGGAUAGAUUAAAAUACUCAGAAUGAAAACCAGCACUUGUGCAGAAGCUCACAACUAGAGCAUCAGCUAUGGUGACAUUAGUAGAUCAUGAGUCUCGUUUAUACCAGUUUUUCCAAAAUUUCGGUGAACUCCUCAUUACUGCUAAUAUAUUGUCUUCGCUGCUUAAACAUUUGAUCAGUUUUAUUUCACGAAGUUGAUUUGGAAGUUUAGUUGGACUAUUUAAUCAGUUUCUUAGAAAGGAAAUUUGAUUUUUCUCUGAUAGGUAGCAGUAUUACAUUCACUGUACCCUUUAUGUUUCUUUUAUUGAAAUUUCUGUUUAUGGACAAUAUAUUAUCACAGCUUUUUCUAACUUAUCUAAGAAGCCAGGCUUUACUACCAUGAGUAAACUCGUGAACGCUCUCGUACACACUUGAGAGAAGUCUAGAGGAAGACAUCCUUAAAACCAUAUUUAGUAGCAAAGGAAAUGUUUUUAAAAGCUCCUCAUUUAUCAGAAAAAUAUUGUAUCAAUAGUGUUAAUAAAAUUAAUAAAAACCUGGUAUAUCGAGUUAAUAUUGCAACUGCCAUCUUUUUCAGUCAUGCCAGGCCAAGAGCACAAGUUCUAUGAGCAGCAUCCCACUUACCAACUAAUUCUCUUAAACUAUUAAUGCCUCUGACAGGUACAGAAGAGAGCAGAAGGAAAUCCAUAUUAAUUUCCUGCAUCAGAAUCCCACGUGCUGAUAUAUUCCACAUUCCCGAGUCUUCCAGCAGCAAAUGAAAAAUAUGUAUCUCUUCCUCCUUUCCAUUUUAUCUUUGCUUUUGAAAGUCAGUGGCACUAAAGAUGUUGUAUUUGGUCAUAAUAAUUUCACAGAAUAUCAAGUGGGCAACAUGAACCUGAUUCUCUCUGUCCCACAUGGUGGGUCAAUGGAACCUAAAGACAUCCCUGAUCGAGAGGCUGCCUGUUGGGAUGCGAAGUUAUCCUCCUGUAUUUUCUCUCAUGACUGUCCUCCUGGAAGUAUUCAAAAUUAUGAGAAAUGCAAAGUGUCUACCAACCAAGACAGGUAUACUAUAGAGGUGGCUCAGACUCUUGCUGAAGAAAUCAACAAUCUUACUGAUGGCUUCUUCCCACACAUCAUUAUAAACCACCUACAGAGGUUCAAGAUGGAUGCUAACAGGGAAAAGGAAGAAGCCUCCUUUGGAAUUCCCCAAGCAGAACAGGCCUGGGAGGACUAUAUGGGAUUUUUGACCACUGCAAAAUCACAGAUGUCAGGGGGCCUGAUUCUAGAUAUCCAUGGACAAGCACAUCCUGAAAGGUGGAUAGAACUAGGUUACACACUUUCAAAAUCUUCCCUUAACUCAGGUGUUUUUUCUGCAUCGUGUUCCUCAAUUAGCCAUCUGUCCAAACAGCUAGUCAAUGUGUCUUCUGAGACCUUGGUUUCAGGGAACAGAAGUUUGGGUAAAUAUAUUGAAGAACAAAAUAACAGUUAUGUUUGUGUGCCUUCUCCAUCCAAUCCUAGCCCAAAUAAUGGUAGCUAUUAUAGUGGUGGAUACAUAACAAAGACUUUUGGUUCCUGUAGUUCUGGCACCAUUGAUGCCAUUCAGCUUGAACUACCCCAGUGGGUGAGGGCAGCUGAAGAACGUCCCAGAUUUUGUAAAGCACUGGCAAGGGCUGUAAUGAAAUUCUGGCAAACUAACUACUGCAGCCAGUACAAGCAUGAAUUUCUGCCAUGCUGAAAGAGGUUGUGUUGUUAAGGUACCUUUCCUUAAUUCAGUAAUGAUCUGGAUUAAUAGAUCAACUCAUUCACCUGGAACAUUUAAGCCUGCAAUAUAAUUGUGGAUGCUGGUGGAAAGAAACUAACCUGCAAAGGAAUACAGAGACAUCGACAUAGAGAAAAUCCACAGCUGAUACCAACAAGUCCAUUAACACACAGCUUUGUACUAGAUCCAGCAUUGAAAAGACUACUAUAAGUGGGUAUAUUUUGAAGUAUUUCUGUGUUUAAUUUCUUUCCAGUGUCAUCCUCUAUUCUCUAGCACAUAAUAAACAACUAAUCCUCUAA
Molecule: messenger RNA, 2129 nt
Organism: Corapipo altera (White-ruffed manakin)
Lineage: Eukaryota; Metazoa; Chordata; Aves; Passeriformes; Pipridae
Exons: 2
Coding region: 847-1806 (319 amino acids)
Source: RefSeq, a predicted model, not a curated record